CUCUUUUAUUAAAAAUAUUUCUAACGCAAAAUUUCUUCAGAAGACUUUUAUCCUCUUUGUUUGUGGGUUUUGUUAAGGUAGGUAGGUUAAAAGAGUCUGAAAUAGCAUGCGGUCUAAAACAAGUGUCGGUCAAGGGUCUGUAGCAGGGCUCCGGUUUCAGCUUCAAGCCUCCCAAAGACACCACUAGCCACUGUUGUCAACAGUCAACAAGUAUCGUAGGAUGGUAGGAAAUAAUUAGUAAAGAACAUUAUCUUGAUCUGUCUCCAGAGGAGGCCACAUUACUUUAUCUUGAUCUGGUUACGACAGCACUAUGUACAAGAUAUUAUAUAGUAUAUGCCAAUAACUGGAACUUCUGAAAGCUGCAAGUGGUGACGCGGAAUUAAGAAGGCAUGUUAUCUAGCUGUCCGCGGAGCAGACACGUAGAGAAGGUUGACCUGUGAAGUGUGUGCGCUGGAGGUGUCUGUGUGGAGUGGGCGAGGGCUUAUAAAAGCCUAGUCGUAUGUGAUGGGAAGAUUCAGAAAAGAAAAGCAACCCGUCGGUGGCAACGAGGCGUUACACCUGGUAUCAGAGCGGCAAUGGCGGUCGAUGGAAUCACCGAUGACAUCCUCGUGGAGAUCCUCUCGCGCGUGCCCGCCAAGUCGCUCUGCCGCUUCAAGUGCGUCUCCAAGCACUGGCUGGGCCUGACCAACGACCGCAACUACCUCAAGAAGCUCCCCCAAACCCUGACCGGCUUCUUCUACAGCAGCACAACCGAGGGGCAGUUCCUGGAAUCACCUAUUGUCUUCACCAGUCUCUCAGGGAGCCACGGUUGCCCACCGAUCGACACUUCCUUCGCCUUCCUGCCAAGCCACCAGCGCCUCAAUCUGUUGGACUGCUGCAACGGCCUCCUCCUCUUCCGCUGGUAUGACGUCUACGCCAAAGACAACCAGUUCCUUGCGCAAAAGAAAAAGAACAAAAAAGAUAACCAGUUCCGUUACGUCGUGUGCAAUCUAGCCACGGAGAAAUGGACCGUGCUGCCAGACUCCGGCCAGGCGGACAAGCCGAGCACACUCAGCACAGCAUGCACGGCCCGGUUGGGCUUCGACCCGGCCGUGUCGCCGCAUUUCCAUGUGUUUGAAUUGGAGGAGGAGGAGCGGGCCCUGAGCUCAGUUUCCUCGCCGGAAUCAGCCAAGUGUCAUUCAAAGUGUACUCGCCUGAAACGGGAGUAUCAGUGUAUUCGUCCGAAACGGGAGGAUGGGUUCAUAAAGAGAAGAGGCCGAACCAAUUUGUCUUGCUCACUAGGUUUCGGUCAGCAACUGUUUUUCUUAAUGGCAAUCUGCACUUUCAUGCCUUUGACCAUAAGUUAUCCAGUUGUCUAGCUGCAGUGGACACCGAGGCGGAAACAUGGACCAACUUCGCUGUACCCGAUGGACUGCUUGACGGUUUUGUUCAGUGCUCACAGGGCCGAUUGCACUAUGCCAAUUUUCAGGGAGGCGAAAAUGGCGUUGCAUGUCGACUUGUAGUUUAUGUUCUUGAGGACUAUGACAGCAAAGAAUGGAUAUUGAAGCACAGCGUUGAAAAGUCAUACAUAUUCAAAGGGAUGUCUGUUUGCCUUGAUGACUUGGAUUGGAUUGCGAUUCAUCCACAACAUAACUUGAUCUUCUUCACUCUGGCGUCGAUUAAUUGUUCCACAUUCAUGUCCUACAAUAUGGAUAGUCAGCAACUCAAAGUGAUCUGCGAUCUUGAAGGUGGCGGCCCGCCAUAUCUACCAUAUAUGCCGUUGUACGCAGAGUUGCCAUGGGAUGCUAGCAGUAUCCCGCAUAUGUCCAGCUUGUGACGUCAUAUAAGACUGCUGGCCUUUU
Brachypodium distachyon (stiff brome) is the source of this 1841-nucleotide messenger RNA. Its product is annotated as putative F-box protein At3g52320. The transcript is spliced from 3 exons. Gene Ontology annotation, molecular function: protein binding. The record is from RefSeq and is a predicted model, not a curated record. Lineage: Eukaryota; Viridiplantae; Streptophyta; Magnoliopsida; Poales; Poaceae. Bases 576 to 1358 code for a protein of 260 amino acids.